Messenger RNA from Physella acuta, 10486 nucleotides. Its product is annotated as mucin-4. Gene Ontology annotation, molecular function: calcium ion binding. Gene Ontology annotation, cellular component: membrane. The record is from RefSeq and is a predicted model, not a curated record. NCBI's taxonomy places the organism in Eukaryota, Metazoa, Mollusca, Gastropoda, Physidae. Gene Ontology annotation, biological process: cell-matrix adhesion.
UCAAUGCUUGUGGGCUAAUCAUAUCAUCCAGUUCUAGCCGCACAGGUGCUGACCUACCUCGGCACUACAGAAACAUGGGGCGGCUUUGGAGUUGGAGAACGUGCGCCUUCGUCUUGGCUGCACUUUUAGGUGCCAACAUCGUUACAUCAGAAGACAAUACCACCUACACACCAACGGGAGAUAACUCCACGAUUGAGUACGACACCACCUACACAACAACGGGAGAUAACUACACGAUUGAGAACAACACGACCUAUGAGAAUUCUACAGAAUCCACCACAGUAAUAAAUGAUAAUGAAAAUACAACUUAUGUAGAAACAACCAACGCUACAGAUACUGAAGAAGUUUCUACUACAGCUGAAACCGUAGCAUCCACUGUUGCAGAUAGUACAGAAUCGACAGGUCAAACCGUAACAUCCACUGCUGCAGAUAGUACAGAAUCGACAGGUCAAACCGUAACAUCCACUGCUGCAGAUAGUACAGAAUCGACAGGUCAAACCGUAACAUCCACUGCUGCAGAUAGUACAGAAUCGACAGGUCAAACCGUAACAUCCACUGCUGCAGAGAGUACAGAAUCGACAGGUCAAACCGUAACAUCCACUGCUGCAGAUAGUACAGAAUCGACAGGUCAAACCGUAACAUCCACUGCUGCAGAUAGUACAGAAUCGACAGGUCAAACCGUAACAUCCACUGCUGCAGAUAGUACAGAAUCGACAGGUCAAACCGUAACAUCCACUGUUGCAGAUAAUACAGAAUCGACAGGUCAAACCGUAACAUCCACUGCUGCAGAUAGUACAGAAUCGACAGGUCAAACCGUAACAUCCACUGUUGCAGAUAAUACAGAAUCGACAGGUCAAACCGUAACAUCCACUGUUGCAGAUAAUACAGAAUCGACAGGUCAAACCGUAACAUCCACUGCUGCAGAUAAUACACAAUCGACAGGUCAAACCGCAACAUCCACUGCUGCAGAUAAUACACAAUCGACAGGUCAAACCGCAACAUCCACUGCUGCAGAUAAUACACAAUCGACAGGUCAAACCGUAUCAUCCACUGCUGCAGAUAAUACACAAUCGACAGGCCAAACCACUACCAUUACCCCUACCACAACCACUACUACCAAGACAACCACUACAAUUGCUGCUACAGUGAUUGCUGAGUACCCAUCCACCAUGAGGCUUGACUUCAACGCUAGUGAUCAGCAACUAAAUGAAAGCAGCACAGAAUAUGCUGACCUCAAGAAAGAUUUGGAGUCUACUCUAUCAAAUAAAAUGGAUGUACCUGGUCUAUUGAAAGUUGAAGUCAGAUCAAUGAGUAAAGGCAGUUUAAUUCUGGAUACAGUGCUAUCUGUCAACAAGACAGCCAAUCCAAAUGCAGCUGGUGCUGUGGUCAAUGCAUUUCUUUCUCUGGCCAGCACUGGCAUCCCAAUAAACAAUGUAACUUACGGUACCACUGUGGCCAUCAAUGGAAUUGCUGUGGAUACUAACACAGACAAGUGUUUGCUACUGAACCAAACAGAGCCCUGCAAGAGCAAUUUUAUAUGUGUUAAAAAUUCAAAUAACACAGCUGAGUGCCAGGAGGUGCCUACCACAGUAUCAGUAACAUCCCCAACUCCCACCACAAGUCCUUUCAGUGUGUCAGAAACAUCACCAACUCCCACCACAACUCCUUUCAGUGGUAAAUGUGCAGCUGGUACAGGCUUCAGCUGGCUGAGUGGUAGCUGUGUAGCUUGUAGUGCAGAUGAAUACAAUGAUGGGACAAACAUGUACUGUCUUUACUGUCAAUACACAACCACCACCAAAACAUCCUGCAAUCCCUCAGGAAUAGCUAAAACAAUAAAACAGAUAGAUUUUAGUAUUCUGAUUGAAUACUCUCAAACAAAAUGUCAGCUCUCAGACACUCUCUACACUUCUGGGGCAUUGAUGAUGAAAAACAACUUUAUAUCUAAAAACCCAAAAACAGAGCUUUGUCAAAAUCUACCCAACUGUGACAAUAUCAUCAUCCAAAUCAAACAAAAUAACUUGUGUAAACUGGGCUCAACGUGCAGCUCAUCAAGCAACUGCAAAGACUUCACAUCAACAGCAACCAUUGAAGGUUACAAUGUGCCAGAAUUCACAAAAGCUGGCAAUGGGGAUAUGAGGAAAACAGUGGAAACAGUUCUAGAAUCUUUCUCCAAUCUGACAUUAGCAGCUGCUAACUUUUCGGACUACAAUAUUAAAGUUAACUUUCCACCAUUGAACUUCAAUGUCACCUACAUACCAAGUACUGAGAUGCGCAAGAUUUACAUUAGUGCAACUAUUGACACUUCAUUUGCUUCCCAAUCAGAACUGAAUGAUUUUCUUAAUGCAAAUGCUAUAAAAGAAAUUACACAGCUAACACCAAGUUUUCUGUACUCUGUGGUUGAAACCAGCAGAAACUACACAGACAAUACCACAAAUCUGCCUUACACCAGUUUCAAUGCCAGCUUAGUGUUCAAGACUGCUAUAACUACAACUUUGGUUAAUGCUGUGGCACAAGCAUGUAUACUUUCACAUAAGGAAUUUUCUGGAACUUUUGGAGACUCACCUUAUGCUUUUGUUAAUGCUAUUAACAUUUUUAACUCUCAAGCAUCAAGGACCAGUGGAACAAGUGCAAUUCUGUGGUGUGCAUUUUUACAAAAUCUUCAGAGCAUUGUUAGUUUCCAGCUAUGCAAUCUUGACACAAGCUGUUCUGAUUCAGACAAAUUCUUUUCAUGUGUUUCAACUGAAGAUCCUUCAAAAGUACAAAAACUUUUAUAUCCCUAUGGACCUGGAAAUGGAGAUAAAACAGUAGAACACGUAGAACUGUAUGGCUCCUAUUCAUACACAAAUAAAUAUUACAGUGAAAAAAUCCGCUUUGCUAGUGGUGCUCCUUUUGGAUCACGUAAUUUCAAGGAAGCCAAAGUGUGGUCAAAUGGAGCCCUCACAUUUGGAUCAGAUUCCUAUGCUUGGUAUCCCUUCUUCCAGUACAGUUCUGACAACAGCUAUUACGCUAACCAUGCCAUUCUAGCAGCAUUCUGGUUUGAUACAAAUUACUUACAAACUGGAAAAGUAUAUUACCAACUCUAUGAGAAAUUAGGAUCUAAUGGAGCUAGUAAUGCAGAUAUAAUUAAUCAAGUGCUAAACAGAUCAAGCUAUGAGGUAAUGGAAAUGUAUAAACUGAGCUCAUACAGUGCUGUGACCUGUCUUAUAGCCACAUAUGAAAAUGUUGCACCAUACAACUGGUACAGCUGGAUCUGUGAAUACUAUCAGACAUACAAAAAUGAAUCAUGGUGGCAAUAUUAUGAUGGCUAUUACAAGCAAUACUGCAAUAAGGCACAAGUAGAAGAAACAAACACAUUUCAAGUGAUUUAUGUGACUGAUGGUACAACUGCUUAUGCUAUCACCAUGUACAAGAAGGGAAGCAUGAACUGGCUGUUUGAAAAUGGGAGAGCAAUCAAUGUUGGUUUCCAAAAUGAUCAACAAAAGCGAGAUUAUGGUGUAACAUACACUGAUCUGACAACCAAACUGGAUAAAAUAACAUGGAAUACAGGUCGCUAUGGCACAUGGAUUGAAAAAGUUGGUCAAGUGGAAGAUCCAGACAACAAGUGUCAGAAAUUUUACUUAGACAACCUCAAAUUGAAGUUAGACUCACAACACCAGAAAUAUAUUAAUGCUUUAUAUGACUGCCCCUGUAGCAUGGACCGUUUGGGGAGACAAUGGUGGUACUAUUCUUGGAAUGAAGCUGAGCCUGGGAAAAGCUACUAUUAUUGCUUUGCCAUUGGUACCACUGCCAAAACUCGACUUUUAACUGGUAAUCCAUUAAACAAGCUCUGCUGUUAUCUCUACACUCCCCCAACAACCUGGUGGGACUGGAAAGCCUAUCAAGAAUCUUUGCAGAAUGCCCACCAUGUUGAUCACACAUUAGAAUAUGGCAGCCACCUACUUUUGAAUGACCCUUGGCUUUGGGGCAGUAGUGCAAGAAACUCAUUAGAACAAGACAUGAAUCCACAUAGAUGGUGCUGUGUGGAGUCUAGCUCACCAAGCAAAUACUGUGCUUUGUUUGAUGAAGUAAGACCAGAUGUGAUUUGUUCAAUCAAAGCUGAAUAUGUAUCUGGGCAAGCUCUUGGCGACCCCCAUAUUGUCACACUUGAUGGUAAAAAGUACACUUUCAACGGGCGAGGGGAAUAUUUUCUUAUUAAGACUGAUGAUUUUGUGCUACAAGCAAGAACUGCUCCAGCCAAUACAAGUAAAGAUGUUGUCACCAAUGCAACUGUAUUUGUUGCAUUUGCAGCAAAAGAUGGCAAUGCUACUUUUCAAGUAGAGCUGGAUUUCACUUAUACAGGCAUGAUUAUCUCAGCUAAUGGUGCUGACAUCACAAGAGACUUCUAUGCUACAGAAGACUACCAGACUCAAUCAGAAACUGGUGUUACAGUCACUAGAAGCAACAGCAGCGAUAAAAUUAAAGCAACUGCAGCAUUCCCAACAGGUUUUUCAUUUGAAGUCUAUGUGGGUAUGGAGAACCUGGAGUUUGCUAUCAACGUUCCAAACAGUUACCAAAAUAAAACAAAAGGACUGCUGGGAGUUUUUAAUAAAGACCCUAAAGAUGACUUUACACUCCCUGAUGGGACAGUCCUGACUGAAGAGCAAACUAACACUGAGAGAAAAAUUUCUGAGAACUUUGGAAACAGAUGGACUGUGAGCACAACCACUUCUGUAUUCAAAUAUGCAGAAGGAGAAUCAGCCAUAACUUACCAAUUUCCUGACUUUACACCUUUCUUCAUGGACGAAGUUAAUCAAACACUUGUUAAUGCUACUAAAGUAACUUGUGGGGGCAAUGACGCAUGCACCUUUGACUUGCUGGUCACUGGAAACGAAGCUUUUGCCCUGUCCACUAAAAGUACAAGUCAGCAGGCUGAUGCUGUUCAGUUAAAUCUUGCAAACAAUCUGCCUGUACUAAGUCUUGGACCUAACCAAGUGAACAGCAACAACCAGUUACUUGUAACACAUGGCAAAUCUAUGAAUAUCCAGUUCAAUGCUACAGAUGCUGACAAGGACAGUAUAACAUUCAGCCUGAUAGGAACCCCACAAGGUGUAUCAAUCAACAAUGUUUCUGGUGUUGUCACCUACUUGCCUGACUCUACUAAACCUGUUGCUAUUGGGGUGCAGGCAAAAGACUCCAAGGGUGGACUUUCAGCCAUCCUUUACUUGAACAUUGUUGUGUGUCCAUACUGUAGUGGAAAUGGCUCUUGUAAUGUGAACAGAAUUAGAGCUAAUGAAUCUGAAGGGGGGAAAUUUCUUGUCAGUGUUUGUGACUGUUGGCCUGCUUACACAGGUGAUGAUUGUGAAAGAGAAGUCAAUGGCUGUCUAACAGCAACAUGUGCUAAAGGACAAGACUGUGUUGACCUAUCAGCUGCAGAGCAAAACAACAACACCAUUGGUUACAAAUGUCAGGAUUGUCCAGCUGGCUUUCAACAAAGAGGCUCCACCUGUGCUGAUAUCAAUGAAUGCAUUGUUAAUGGCAGCAGUCCUGCCCCCUGUCCAGAUAAUUCUAACUGCUUCAACUCUGUUGGAUCCUACAGUUGUCAGUGUGACCUGGGCUACAGGCUUGACUCAGCUAAUAAAAACCAAUGCAAUGAUGUUGAUGAGUGUGCUGAAAGAACACACCAGUGUGAUCAAAUAUGUAAGAACACAGAAGGAUCUUAUGAAUGUCAAUGUUAUGGAGGAUAUAAACUCAAUUCAAACAACAAAACUUGUGAUGUAAAUGGUACCGCUGCCACAUGUAGUCUACCGUGUGCCCAUUUGUGUGUGACUAUAGAUGACAAACCAGUGUGUCAGUGCAGAUCUGGCUACAAAUUGAAGGCUGAUAAUAGCGGUUGUGAAGACAUAGACGAGUGCUCAUCGGGGAACAAACCAUGCAGUCAAGCAUGUCAGAACACAGUUGGUAGUUUCAAAUGCUCAUGUUAUGCUGGCUUCAAAAUGGAUACAGAUGGUGUUUCUUGUAAAAAAUGUGACAGCCCGUACUAUGGCGUGAACUGUGCCAGUCAGUGUAUCUGUAAUGGUCUGGGCACGUGUGACAACGUCAGGGGCUGUCAGUGUAAGGCUGGCUGGUCAGGUACCAACUGUAACAUUGAUGUGAACGAAUGUUUAUCUGAUGUCUGCCCCGUUGGACAAGUGUGUACCAACACUCUGGGUUCAUACACUUGUACUUGUCCUCCUGGCUACACCAUGAACAAAAAUGCAUGUGAAGACAACAAUGAAUGUCUGAGUGUACUGACUCACAACUGCAGUUUAUCCGUUGAAGACUGUGUCAACAACAUUGGCAGUUACUCCUGUAUGUGUAGAGAUGGCUAUGCUCGCAAUGCCAAUAAAGUUUGUGAAGAUAUUGAUGAGUGCAGCAAGGGAACACACAACUGUGAGCAAGUUUGUGAAAACGCACCAGGCCAAUACAACUGCAAGUGUCGCUAUGGUUACAGACUGGACACUGACCGUGCUAGCUGUGUAAAGCAAAAAGACGUAUGUGCUGGAUUAAACAUGACAUGUGACCAGAUCUGUACCCUGAACUGGGAGACAAACACCCCAUAUUGUGCCUGUAAUGCUGGGUUUGACUUGGUUGGAGGUAAAACUUGUGUCGACAUAAACGAGUGCAAGCUCAGUCACUUGAAUCUCUGCAGUUACCAGGCAGGCUGCAUCAACACAAAUGGUAGCUUCAACUGCUCAUGUCCCUCAGGGUCUAUGUUGGAUAAUGACAAGAGAACAUGUAUUUCAUGUGGCUCAGGAAAAUGGGGCCUUGAGUGUGCUAAUGAUUGCUCCUGUAGCUCUGGUGCUUCAAGCUGUGACCCUAAACGGGGCUGUAUUUGCAAGUCUGGCUUCACAGGAACUCUCUGUGAGAAGGAUGUUGAUGAGUGUGCAACAGGACAGCUCACUUGCCCAGCUAAAGAAAAAUGUAAUAAUACAAUUGGCAGUGCAGCAUGUGUCUGUUUAGAUGGAUACCAGCGACUGACAAGUGGAUGUGAAGAUAUUAAUGAAUGUGCCAAUAUUGCCACUAAUGAUUGUGAUCAGCUGUGUGACAAUUAUGAAGGUGGAUAUUCCUGCUCCUGCAAUAAAGGUUACUCAUAUGACAAAGCAGCUAAGUCAUGCAAAGAUAUUGAUGAAUGUCAGCUAAAUAUUGAUGGCUGCCAGGAAGGAUGUGAGAACUCAGAUGGUGGAUUUCGCUGUGCUUGUCCAACUGGACUUGCCCUUGCUGUUGAUGGAGUCAGCUGCAUUGUGGCUUCUACAUGUACUACCUUAAAGUGUCAAUAUGACUGCUACAAAAAUACUUCUAGCAUUGAAAUUUGCUUUUGCCAACGAGGAAAAGAAGUAGAUUUAAAAAAUACCUCAGCUUGUAUAGAUGUGAAUAUGUGUGUUAAUAACCGCUGUAAUGAAACAUGUACUGAAACUGCUGAUGGAACAAGUUAUACUUGUUCUUGUAAUGCUGGAAAAAAAUUGGCAAAAGAUGGACUAAAUUGUGAAGAUUGUCUCCCUGGGACAUAUGGAAACAAUUGUGAAAGUAAAUGUAACUGCAUCGCAUCCAACACAGAAACAUGUAACAAGGUAAAUGGCUCAUGCACUUGUAAGGCAGGAUGGACUUCAGAUAAUUGUGCUACUGACAAAGAUGAAUGUCAGCAAUCUGGUUGUUCAUCUAAACCAAAUUCAGAUUGCAUAAACACACCUGGUAGUUAUAUCUGUCAAUGUAAAGCUGGCUACUACAAUGUUAAUGGCAGCUGUACAGCAUGUGUAACUGGAACCUAUGGCAAAGAGUGUUUGAACCAGUGCCUGUGUGACCCUUCACACAGCACAUGUGACAAGGCCACAGGAAACUGUACCUGUGAGUCAGGCUGGAAUGGGACACACUGUGACACAGAUGCUGAUGAGUGCACUAUUCCAAAUAACUGCACUGCAGCUAAUAUAUCCCACUGGCUGUGUUUUAACACACCAGGAUCCUACAAGUGUGAUUGUGACAAAGGAUUUGAGAGCAAAAAUGGCACCUGUGUUGAUCAAGAUGAGUGUGCAGCAAGCUCCACCAAUGAAUGUGACCAAAACUGCACCAACACAGAUGGCAGCUACACCUGCACCUGUGGCUCUGGCUACACUCUAGAUGCUGACAAGCAUUCUUGUAAAGAUGUUGAUGAGUGUGUUUCAAGCCCUUGUCAACAAGUUUGUGAAAACAGCCUUGGAAGUUACUCGUGUUCAUGCAAAGAUGGUUUUUAUCUGGAUACAGAUAACAAAACGUGUUAUGAGUCUGGAGAGUAUGAUGCUACAAUAAAACUUGAAUAUGAUGUGACUGAUGCACAAGUGCUUGAUGAAGCUCGUCCAGAAUACAAAGAACUAAAACAGUUAGUUGAAAAAUCUCUGUUUGAAGCAUUCAAAUCUACAAUUCGUGGCCUGAUAGGUGUAAUUGUUAAAGCUAUGAGAAAAGGCAGUCUGGUUGCUGAUUUUACCACCAUUGUAAAUAAAGUAGUUAACCCUGAUGCAGCAUCAGCAAUGGUGGAAGCCAUUGUUCAGGUUGUCAAAACUGGAAUUACAAUAGACAAUCAAACUUACACCACUGUAGUGACCUUCAAUGGUUUUACAGUCAAUUCAAGCACAGUCAAUGAUAAAUGUGCCAUUUUAAAUUAAAUUGAGCCAUGUGCAAAUGGUGAAAAAUGUAUCAUCACUUCUGAAGGGUCAGCUAAGUGCCAAGGCAGUGAAAGUACAGAUGAUAUCCCGCUGAUUGUUGGAUUGUCCGUGGGUCUUCCACUGUUUGUUGCUUUGAUUGUUUGCAUUGUGAUUGCCAUAUGGUAUAAGAAGAAAUAUACAGCCCAAAGAAGAGUUGCGAGCAGGGAAGGACACUAUGAAGACAAUGACCGACCAACUUCCCGCAACUCUUAUUUUGCUGUAGGAGCUGCCAGCACAAGUCUACAGCCAGGAAAAGCUGAUGAUAAACAGAAUUUGUUUUAAAAGAAAAGCUUGAACCUUAUAUUUUAACUUCUUGAUCUUAAUUACCUUUCUUGAUUUUAGUAAACUCUUGAAAUAUUAGUCUAAAACUACUAAUAGGGAAAAUAACCCUCUGUUACACAAUUUUCGAAGCUGGUUUUCAAAUGUGAAAUAUGUUAAAAUAAGUAAUAUCCAUUAACCAAAAACAACCUCUUUUUUAAGCAUCCAAAAAGAAAUGCAUAGUUGUUUAUAAACAUUUGAAUAUUGAAUAAUAAUGAAGCUACAAAAUUAAUUACUAAAUGUUUGGAAAUUGUACAUUUUUAUUGAAAGACACCCUUAAGUUGAAAUGUUUCUUUUAACAAAGGUUUAAGGUAUUGUUUUGUUAAUGAAUAUAGAAUUGUUAUUGUAAAAACUGUGAAUCUAAUUCAUGUCUUUCCUACUAAAAAGCUGUUUAUACCAACAUGUUUAAAAUACUUGACUGCUGAUCAUAUUAUUAUUAUAUAUAAUAAUUUUUUAUAUAUAAUAUAAUUUUAAGGUCAGCUAUAUUAAUAUUUCUUUCUUUUUAACAUUCCAAUAGAUUACAUUUUCAUGUCUCCUAAUAGUUUAUUUUUGUAUUAUUCAAACAAAAAUAUAAUUGUUUUUAUUUACUUAAUUUUAUAAAAAUGUUUUUACAGAUUUGAGUGCCAACACAAUUUGUGAUUUUUUAUGGAACAUUCCAGUUUUAAAAUGUGUUGUGUCAGGUCAGUGUUUUUUCUUAUGAAACCAGUUUUGGUGGAAUGAAAAAUUAUUGAUCUUUGAUUUUGGGAUUGUUUUCAAAAUUUAAACCUUUGUUACUUUAAAUAUAAAUGUCUCACUAUUUUAUGCUCAAAUUUAAAUAAAAAAAUAGUGCCCCAAAAAUAUGUAACAUUUUCAGAAAUAAUAAUUUACUUAAAAAAUUACUUUAAAUUUUUAUUUAAAGAAACGUUUCAAUUAUUCAGGAGUACCUGAUUGAGCUGUCUUAACUUGUUAUUUAUGUAAUGGUUUUAUGCAACAUUCAGUAUUUUUUUAAACACAUACCCUUGUAUUCCAGAUAUAUGUUUUUUUUUUAUAUAAAUAAAUAAAUGUCGUAACAAACAUAUGAGCAAAUACAAUAACAUUUACAAAAAGACAAACAAAUAAAAUUACAAUAUAUAUAAAUUUAUAUCUGGGUACAUGUUCUGUUUACAGUCCAAAUUAUCUGUGAUCCAGCCAGUUUUAUUUUACAUUUGAAUAUGUGAUAAUUAUUUAUUUAUAUAUUUUAGAAAUUCUUCUUUUUAACCUCUCUAGGUGAAAUCAAACCAACUUAUUUCUCUUUUUAAAAAAAAUCUUACUCAAACUCUCUGAAAACUAAUCAAUACAUGUUUGAUUAUUGUUUUUUAUGAACUUUCAACUGAUCAAAGGCCACAUUAGAAUCACGUGAAUUUAUUAGUUUUUAUUUUAAUUUUUGAAAGAGUGUGUUUUUUUUAAUAAGAAUUUUAUCAAUAGAGCUUUUUAUUAUAAAAAAUCUGAGUUGAGUUUGU